Messenger RNA from Liolophura sinensis, 1938 nucleotides. RefSeq names its product ATP-dependent (S)-NAD(P)H-hydrate dehydratase-like. Gene Ontology annotation, biological process: metabolite repair. Bases 258 to 1754 code for a protein of 498 amino acids. NCBI's taxonomy places the organism in Eukaryota, Metazoa, Mollusca, Polyplacophora, Chitonida, Chitonidae. The record is from RefSeq and is a predicted model, not a curated record. The transcript is spliced from 12 exons. Gene Ontology annotation, molecular function: ATP-dependent NAD(P)H-hydrate dehydratase activity.
CACUAGUCGGCAAAGUGACGCAGAAGUAUUAAUGCUUUAAAUUCAGCUUUAAGACAUGUUUUCUCUUUCUGCCCUGCUGGGCACCCUAGCGGGAAGAGGUCAACUGACUCCUUCAGCCAGUCUAUAGUGAUAACUGAAGCUUUCAGCUGUUUGAAUCAGAAAAACUCGUAUGGAUUUGAAGCAAUAUACAUGUACGUGUGUUCGAAGAAAUGAGUUUGAUUUUGAGGUGUUGUGGAUAUAGUGUGCAGUAAGUGACAAUGGAAUUCGUUCAGAACCAGAAGGGGUUCAUGUGCUUGUAUGUAAACGGUUAUAAACACACAAAAAACCGAGAAGGCAAGUCUGGGCGCAUUUUCUGGCGAUGCUCUCACCGAAAGUGCCGAGGGAAUGUGACGACGAUGGGGAAUCGUUUGAUCCACAUGUCUAACCACAACCACCCGCCUAACCAUGGACGACGACACAGCUCACAGAUGACGUGUAACACAGUUGUCGCUCAGAUUCCCAACCAAAAGGUGAAUCCCAUUACGCCUUCAGUGCCCACCCAUAUACAUGUACCUGACACAAGUACGCUUCAUGACCCUAAUUUUCUCUUGAGAAUCAAGCAGGAGGAGAGUGAAGAACAUAACACUAUGAACACACAGAUAGCGGAUGUCCAUCAUGAAAUGGACACUACAGCAUUCCGUGCAGCCGAACAUCUCUCAGAAGGUGGAUUCAGUGUGAGAGGAGCUUCACAUCCCACUAUCAAUACCCAUCUCACCGUCAACACCCAUCCCCACAAUAUUGACACUGGCCAGUUACAGAAAGGGAGUUUGGGAAAUGUAAAACAAGUUGUGACAACCCUUAAUUCUGGAGGGAAACUGUUGGAGAUGGUGAAAACAGUGUUACCUCCCCUGACCUACUCCCAGCAUAAAGGAGAGGCAGGCAGAAUUGCCAUCAUAGGGGGAUCACAAGAAUACACAGGAGCCCCAUAUUUUGCAGCUAUAUCUGCCCUCAAAGUGGGUGGAGACCUAUCUCAUGUAUUCUGCUGUUCAGAUUCGGCCUCUGGUAUACAGUCUUACAGCCCUGAUCUCAUCGUCCAUCCUUUACUAGAUCGUCCUCAUGCUGUGUCACAGAUAAGCGAGUGGCUGACCAGAAUGCACUCCCUUGUCAUUGGUCCAGGCCUGGGCAGAAACCAUACCGUUCUUCAGAAUGUGAAGGAAAUUAUUCUAAAAGCUCAAGAAAUGGACAUCCCUAUUGUGAUAGAUGCUGAUGGCCUGUAUUUGGUGACACAGGAGCCAGGCGUCAUAGAAAACUACAAAAAAGCCGUCCUGACGCCAAAUGAAGUGGAGUUUGCCAGACUGUUUCGUAAAGUGUUGAAUGAUGACCCCCGUGAAGAUGAGCCUGUGUCAGACGUAAGUCUCCUCGCCUCGGCCCUGGGAAAUGUCACCCUAGUCAGGAAGGGCCUGAAUGACAUCAUCUGUGAUGGAGACAAUGUGCUUGUGUGUUGUGGAGAGGGCAGCCCCAGGCGAUGCGGGGGUCAGGGAGACUUGCUCUCAGGCAGCAUGGGCACCUUCAUAUACUGGGCUCAUAGGGCUGCCCAAAAGGAACAAACUGACCCUUCACUGGAGCUUUACGGGCCUGCCAUUUGUGCUGCGUUUGGCGCCUGCAGCUUGAUCAAGGAGUGUAAUCGACAAGCCUUUCAGAAGCACCGCCGUUCUACCACCACUACUGAUAUGGUUGAACACAUCCAGGCGGCCUUCGAACAGCUCUAUACAUGAGGGGUAAUCAGCUAGAAGACGACAUUUCACAACUGUCUUUGUGAAAAAUCCAUGGAUGGCAGGAAGGGAUUGAUGAAGUGAGCACCCAGGGGAUGCCUGCCAGAGGGGAUUUUCUUCGUCUCCCCACAAACCAGCACAAAAAAUAUGGAGGUUGAGGGGGGUUGACUUGAGAUUUUUCUGUCAG